This is a messenger RNA of Pestalotiopsis fici W106-1, 750 nucleotides long. RefSeq lists its product as uncharacterized. Gene Ontology annotation, biological process: nucleoside metabolic process. Gene Ontology annotation, molecular function: catalytic activity. NCBI's taxonomy places the organism in Eukaryota, Fungi, Ascomycota, Sordariomycetes, Amphisphaeriales, Sporocadaceae. Bases 1 to 750 code for a protein of 249 amino acids. The record is from RefSeq and is a predicted model, not a curated record. The transcript has a single exon.
AUGUUCCCUGGGGUGCGCGACUAUCGAAUUGCCUGGGUUCUUCCUUCCUCCGACCAACAAGCGGUGGCUCGGGACUACUUUGAUCAUGAUAUCGUCAGCUGCUAUUCCUCCACUUGCCGUGUCACGUACACAUUUGGCAGGGUUGAGCAACACAAGGUGGUAAUGGCAAGCCCGGCUUCAAAUGCUGAGAAUCAGAGCACCGACUACAUCAUUGAAGACCUGUUGCGCCAUGUCCCUUCCAUCCGAGCGGGAUUCCUGGUCAGCAGCGAUGCUGUCGCACCAAGGGCGGGCAUUGCUCGUGUGGGCGAUGUUGUUGUUGGCGGUACAUCACCAAACAUGGAGCGGGGUGUCAUUUAUCUCGAUGCUGAGAAGGCAGGAAAAGAAAAACGUAUUCGCAUCAUUGGUGCGUCACAAACUUUACCAGCUACUGUGGUAAAGGCUGUCCGGGAGGCCAUGAACCCCGAAGGCCGUAAGGAUUGGGAAAAGCGGCUGGGCCAGGACAGAUUCACACUCGUAAUGAGAUCUGUUGUAAGUAGCAACAAUGGAUUUCAGCCAGACUUCGUCAAGCACCUACGUCAAGCUUUGAUAGGUGUCAUUGCGAGUUCAAAACAGGGCAUUGAGGACACAACGCUGCUGGAGAACAUUGUUGCGGAAAGAGACAUCAUCUGUUUCGAAACACAGGCAGCAACAAUGUGUUCCUAUCCAUUUCUGGUUGUAACUGGCAUUUCCAAAUACUGCGAUAAUGUUUAA